AUGUCCCGCUUCAAAAAGCCAUUGGAGGACUUUCUAGCACUGGCCAAAGACUUUGCUGUGAUAUACUCAACGUCAUCGGCGCCGUUGGUGCUGCGCAACACUCGCAGAAUAUGUAUCCUUGACUCGUCGUUCAACCCGCCCCAUUUGGCCCACUACUCCAUGGCGAGGGAGGCGUUGCAAUACCAAUUUGAGUCCAAGAUGCUCCAACGCGAUCAAUUGCUGUUUGUGCUUCUUUUGCUGGUCAAAAACGCAGAUAAGCUUGUGCCGCAGCCGGCUCUGUUUGAGCACCGUUUAGCCAUGAUGCAGCUCAUGGCAGACUACUUGCACGAGAACCUUGAUGUAGACGUGAGCAUUGGCCUCACGAGCCAUGCCAAGUUCGUCGAUAAGUCGGUUCUGCUUCUUAAUUACAUUCGGGACUUGUCAAUCGAGCAGGUUAAAUUGACCUUCUUGGUAGGCUUCGACACGUUGGUGAGAAUUUUUGAGCCAAAAUACUACUUGCCGGACAAGUUGCUGGAUCUGCUCAACGAGUUCAUGAAAACAACAGACUUGUUCUGCUUGACGAGGCCAGAUAACGUAAACUCUUACCAGAACCAGGUGGACUAUGUGCGCCACAUUCGCCAUGGCAAAAUCGCCCAUAUCCCCCAGGCAUGGUCGGACUCCGUGCAUCUUUUUAGUUUCGACAACCUGGAGGAUAUCGAUAAGUUGGGCUCUGUGAGCUCCUCGGCGAUCCGGGAGGCCUUGUGCCAGAACCCCGACCAACCUGUCCCGGUCAUUCCUCAGAUAAGAAACUAUAUCACAGAAAACAAGUUAUAUCAGUGA
This is a messenger RNA of Candidozyma auris, 819 nucleotides long. RefSeq names its product nicotinamide-nucleotide adenylyltransferase. Gene Ontology annotation, molecular function: nicotinamide-nucleotide adenylyltransferase activity; ATP hydrolysis activity. The record is from RefSeq and is a predicted model, not a curated record. Bases 1 to 819 code for a protein of 272 amino acids. Gene Ontology annotation, cellular component: nucleus; cytoplasm. The transcript has a single exon. NCBI's taxonomy places the organism in Eukaryota, Fungi, Ascomycota, Pichiomycetes, Serinales, Metschnikowiaceae.